AUGUACCGCACAGAAUGCACCGUCAUGUUUGUCCCGUCUCUCUUCCUGUUUCCACAGAAGCUGCUGCUCCGGCGACACACCUGGGGGCCUGCUGGGAUAAACACAGGUCUGCUGGAGUGUGCUGGUGCAUUGUGGGAGGUCCCUCCCAGGCACACUUACCCUGACCCUGGGGUUAUCGCUGCGGCGUGCAGUGGGAAUGGGUCCUGGGACGUGGGCUUCAUGCUCGUGAAUAUGUGUGUGGGUAAUGGAGACUCAGAGCUCCGUUCAUGCGUGUGCGGCUCCAUCUGGGGCCUGUUUGCAGACGCAGAAACACAAGCAGAUGUGGAGCUGAAACAACAUCGUCUGGAUCCGGUUACACAGGAGGACUAA
Messenger RNA from Knipowitschia caucasica, 369 nucleotides. NCBI's taxonomy places the organism in Eukaryota, Metazoa, Chordata, Actinopteri, Gobiiformes, Gobiidae. The record is from the annotation of a GenBank genome assembly.